CAUUUCCACUCAUUUAUUAAACUCUUGUAUACAUCUACAGUUCGAACACACACAAACUUCUAAAGUGUAUGUGUUUCUUUGCUUAACUUCUACUCUAUAAGCUCAGAUCUUCCAAUUGGGGUAUAUUAUAUACACAGAAUUUGCGUUUGUACAUGAUCGGAUCUUGAGCAGAGCGCAUGUGAAUGUGGAAUGGGUCAUCUGAGUAUACAUUCGUCGAAGCGGAAGCAGCGGCGGUGGCAGCUGCUGGACUUGGUGUCGGCGGCGAUAUUCGCCGCCGUCUUUGUUUUCUUCCUCCUCCUCUUCACGCCGCUGGGGGACUCCCUCGCGGCGUCGGGGCGGCAGACGCUGCUCGGCUCAUCGGAGGGCGCGCAGCAGCGCAGGCGCCUCGCGGCGCUCAUCGAGGCGGGCCACGAGCCCGCCCCGAUCGAAGUCUGCUCGCCCGAUUUUUCCGACUUCCUGCCCUGCGAGGACCCUAGGACCAUCAAGGGCAGCCAUUGCCCCGUACAUGAAGACUCCCCGCUCUGCUUGAUUCCCCUGCCGGAGGGAUACCGACCUCCCGUUCAGUGGCCGGAGAGUUUGCACAAGAUAUGGCAUGAUAAUGUGCCUUAUAAUAAACUAGCCAGCAGGAAAGUCCACCGAGGAUUGAUGAAAAAAGAAGGUUCAUACAUUACCUUUACUGAUGGUGGCGCUAUGUUCCCGGAUGGAGCAAAGAAGUAUAUUGAGAAACUCAAGCAAUAUAUUCCCAUGGCUGGUGGAGUUCUGAGGACAGUUCUUGAUAUGGGAUCUGGGGUUGGGAGCUUUGGCGGUUUCCUACUUGCUGAAGACAUGCUGACCCUUUCUUUUGCUCCAAAAGAUUCGAGCAAACAACAAAUACAAUUUGCUUUAGAACGAGGAGUACCGGCGUUUGCUGCUACACUAGGGAAUUACAGACUUCCAUUUUCUGCUUUUUCAUUUGAUUUGGUGCAUUGUUAUCAAUGCUCGAUUCCUUUUACAGCACAUAAUGCAACAUACUUUGUUGAAGUUGAUCGGUUACUUCGACCAGGAGCCUACCUUGUCAUUUCUGGUCCUCCUGUACAGUGGGCUAAACAAGAUAAGGAGUGGGCGGAUCUCCAAGCUGUGGCCAGAUCGUUGUGUUAUGAGCUUAUUGCCGUGGAUGGUAACACUGCCAUCUGGAAGAAGCCUAAUGGGGAUUCAUGUCUUCCAAACCAAAAUGAAUUUGGGCUUGAAUUGUGUGAUGACUCUGAUGAACCAAGUGUCGCAUGGUACAUCAAGCUGAAAAAAUGUGUCAGCAAGACAUCUUCUGUGAAAGGAAAUUAUGCUAUUGGGAAAAUUCCAAUAUGGCCGAAGAGGCUGACAAAAGCUUCUUCAAGGGCCACUGCAUUAAAAUAUGGAUUGGAUGUUUUUGAAGCUGACAAUAGAAGAUGGGCAAGGAGAGUGGCAUACUAUAAGAACACAUUGAACUUGAAACUAGGAACUCCAGCCAUACGAAAUGUCAUGGACAUGAAUGCGUUUUUGGGAGGCUUUGCUGCAGCAUUAUCUUCAGAUCCUGUUUGGGUGAUGAAUGUAAUUCCUGCUCGUAAGACUUUGACACUUGAUGUCAUCUAUGAUAGAGGCCUUAUCGGGGUUUACCAUAAUUGGUGUGAACCUUUCUCUACUUACCCUCGGAGUUAUGAUCUAAUUCAUGUAUCUGCUAUUCAAUCUCUUACAAAGGAUCCUAGUUCUGGCAAGAUCAGGUGUAACCUUGUUGAUUUGAUGGUGGAGAUCGAUAGAAUGUUACGGCCACAAGGAACUGUUGUGAUUCGGGAUUCACCCCAAGUGAUAGAAAGAGUAGAACGAAUUGCCCGAGUUGUAAGAUGGGGAGCAAGCGUUCAUGAGGACGAGCCCGGGUCACAUGGAACUGAGAAAAUCCUGGUAGCGACAAAGAAGCUCUGGACGCCAUCUUCCAUAUCCAGCUGACAUGUACCGUUUCUUCCUUUCUGCUUCGGAUUGUUCCCUACCCAUGGAAGUCUCGAAAACAUGUUCAACCCAAUUCUUUUUUGUUGUUCCAUUUUAACUUACUCAAACCUAAAUGAUAUAGAAUGAAGGUGAAGUGUACAAAUACAGAAAUACCUUUGUAAUUCAUAUUAGUAUAUCCUUAUAAAAGCAUUGUCACAGUAGACAAUAGCAAAUGCACCAUUUCUCUAUUCCUCCAUUAAGCUCAUGUUAAUGUUAAUCUUUUCUGUAUCUUCCAAUUUUAUUACAUACCUUAGAAGGGACAUGCAUACCAACAAUAAUGCACCGUUUCUUGAUUUGUC
Ipomoea nil (Japanese morning glory) is the source of this 2294-nucleotide messenger RNA. Its product is annotated as probable methyltransferase PMT13. NCBI's taxonomy places the organism in Eukaryota, Viridiplantae, Streptophyta, Magnoliopsida, Solanales, Convolvulaceae. The coding region runs from base 190 to 1956 and encodes 588 amino acids. The transcript is spliced from 7 exons. Gene Ontology annotation, cellular component: cytoplasm; trans-Golgi network; endosome. The record is from RefSeq and is a predicted model, not a curated record. Gene Ontology annotation, molecular function: methyltransferase activity.